This is a messenger RNA of Acanthaster planci (crown-of-thorns starfish), 2992 nucleotides long. RefSeq names its product septin 2 (gene septin2). Gene Ontology annotation, biological process: cell division. NCBI's taxonomy places the organism in Eukaryota, Metazoa, Echinodermata, Asteroidea, Valvatida, Acanthasteridae. Gene Ontology annotation, molecular function: GTP binding. The record is from RefSeq and is a predicted model, not a curated record.
GGACAAGGUUGAUGUCUCAAUCUGUAAAAAUCUGUGAAAGGUGGAGGGAUUGUCCGGUCUGCCAGUGCCAGUUAAUUGUCGCUUUUGUCCCCGCUCAAGACGGUGUUUUGAAGUAGAAACAGCACCAUACUUUUGUGUCUCCCUUAGUCACAGAAGCAUGUCUGGAAAGGAUUCAAGAUCACAGUUUUCCAACCCAGAGACUCCUGGGUAUGUUGGCUUUGCCAAUCUGCCCAAUCAGGUUCAUCGGAAAUCAGUCAAGAAAGGCUUUGAAUUCACCCUUAUGGUUGUUGGAGAGUCUGGUCUCGGGAAAUCUACAUUGAUCAACAGUUUGUUCCUCACAGAUCUCUAUCCUGAGAGGCAUAUACCAAGUGCAUCAGAAAAAAUUGAUAAAACUGUGAGCAUUGAUGCAUCGACAGUAGAGAUUGAGGAGCGCGGCGUAAAGCUGAGACUUACUGUGGUAGAUACUCCAGGCUAUGGAGAUGCCAUCAAUAACAGUGACUGCUUUGAUCCCAUCCUGCACUACAUUGACGACCAAUACGAGCGUUACUUGAAUGACGAGAGUGGCCUGAAUCGUCGUAACAUCAUUGAUAACAGGGUCCACUGUUGUUUCUAUUUUAUCUCCCCUACUGGGCAUGGUCUGAAGCCCUUGGAUGUGCAGUUCAUGAAGGCACUGCACAGCAAAGUCAACAUCGUCCCUGUCAUCGCUAAAGCUGACACCCUCACCAGGAAGGAGAUUGCAACCCUCAAGUCUAAGAUCAUGAGCGAGAUCGAGGACAACCACAUCAGAAUCUACCAGAUGCCGGACUCAGACUCGGAUGAGGAUGAGGAUUUCAAGGAGCAGAACAAGCAACUCAAGGCUGGUGUGCCUUUCGCUGUUUGCGGCUCAAGUCAGAUGAUCGAGGUCAAAGGUCGCAAAGUUCGAGGGAGACUCUACCCUUGGGGUGUAGUCGAAGUUGAGAACCCGGACCAUUGUGACUUCAUCAAGCUCCGUAGUAUGCUCAUCACCCACAUGCAGGAUCUGCAGGAGGUCACCCACGAGGUCCACUACGAAAACUUCCGCUCGGAGAAGCUGGCCAGAAGCGGGGAGAAGGAUCUGCGAGCGGGCAGGCCAGCCCAGCGUGCUCCCCCACCACCCAGGAGAGGCGAUAUCUCUGACAAAGACCAGAUGCUACAGGAGAAAGAAAAUGAGCUGAAACGGAUGCAAGAGAUGCUAGCUAAGAUGCAAGCCCAGAUGCAGGCACAGCAAGGAGCAUCCAAUGCUGACGUCUGAGAAGAGCAGACUCGCAGUGGGGACUGAUGAAGGAAGGUAUGAUUUCAGGAGCUCAUUAUGCAAGUAAAAUAAAAAAGUACAGAUCUCCCCCUAACCUUGUUGGACAACAUUCGUCGCAGACCACUUGUCAAGAGUUGAAGCCAUGGAGGAAAACUGGCCUUGUAGUAUUCAAGGAUCGUACUGUGACUCUGACCACGUGACUUGACAGCAAACUGAAACGUGCCUCUUGAUGUGUAGCAACUUGUCUUAGAAUCUGGGUGUCGUAGCAACUAAGAAUGCGUAGCUGCAUACAAACAUGUACAGUACUGUGACUGUCUAAGCCAUUUUAAAGAUUAUUUAAUCACGCUUUUCGUAUUCUGUAAUAUUUUAUACUUUUCUGUUAACAUUUCUGAAAUGUAAUCAUGCUUUUGCUCAGUAAUAGCUGUUGCUUUUGUAUAAUCCUGUUCAUUUAUUAAUUACUUUGGCCCUACUUGAAGCAAUUACAAGGAAAUUGUUUUCACUGCACACACCAAGCCUUGACACAUACUUUUGUCAUUUCUUAUCAUGUUUGCUAUCCCCUGCCCUUAAUGCUCCGAUUUCGAUAUGAUUUCACAUACACCCUAGGGGGUUAGGGUCGGGCAAACGUAGUUCAGUUGUUUUUCAGGCAUCACAUCCCGUACAUGUUUUAAAUGUACAUUUCACGAAAAGAGGCUUAAAUUUGUUUUGUUUUUGUAAUGUACUUUCCCAUCGGUCAGUAUAUAAUUAAUCUUUUUUUUUUCAAUAUAGAAUAGGCAUUUGUACCUUCAUGAAAGUGCUAGUCAUAUUUAUCCCUACAGUACUGAAAGUUUUAAUUGGGUUUUGCUUGUAACCCAAAGGCCCAGAACAUUUUUUUGCGGAAUAUUCCAAAAUCCACUCCCUACAAAAAAGCAAAAUAAACUAAAAAACAAAAACAUUCUCUUUUUUUCAAGUGUAUCAAGUAUCACGUAUAGUAAAAGCAGCUGGGCUCUACCUUCCUCAAUCCUACAGAAUCCUUAAAAACCUCCUGAUGGAUUUUGGAAGAUCGUCGACGAUUUGGGUCAAUUUUUGUUUUGUGGUGCUAUAUUUUAUAAAAAUGUCCUUUUUUAACAAGAGAGACAGCAGGGUAUUUUUCGCUGGUUCAUUCAGUGAGUGAAGCACACUGUAUAACCUCGAAAUUCAUAAUGUCCGUUCCGUUUAAUUUUGGUAUUUAACCUAGCAAAUAUCUUCCAUCAGGCAAGGGCUUGGUUAAAUGCAAGUACAUAAACUUCUACCUGCAAUAUGUCGUGUAUUCACAGCAUGACUUUAAAUUCUGUCAGGGAUUGAAUCUCAUCAAUAUUCAAAAAGUGUGAACAUCUGAAGUGAAGUCAGAAGUCAAGUUGUUUCAGUUUAACAUCGUUGGGAAAAUAACCCUGAGAAUUUUGUCAAAAACCUGGAUUGAAGUUUUUCACACAAAAGCUAAAACAAAACUACUUCGUCGUCGAAGUAAAUAUUUGGUCCAAGCCAUGAUAAACUCUCUCGCACGUUAUCAGUCUCUCUAUUUAACACCAUACUAAAGGUCAAACUGUUAUUUUGAAAUUUCUAAAAUUCCUCCAUCUAAUCACAUAUUAAACAUUAUUAUUUAAUUGAUGUUAUUGUAACUGAGUGUUACUGUCUUGUAGUGAUAACAUGUUGUCAGCGUUAGCUUCAAAGUGCAUUAAAAAAAUGGCAAAACUUGGUUUUAAUCUG